Molecule: messenger RNA, 2929 nt
Organism: Pipistrellus kuhlii (Kuhl's pipistrelle)
Lineage: Eukaryota; Metazoa; Chordata; Mammalia; Chiroptera; Vespertilionidae
Product: zinc finger protein 345-like
Exons: 3
Coding region: 497-2929 (810 amino acids)
Biological process (GO): regulation of DNA-templated transcription
Molecular function (GO): RNA polymerase II cis-regulatory region sequence-specific DNA binding; DNA-binding transcription factor activity, RNA polymerase II-specific
Source: RefSeq, a predicted model, not a curated record
GGAGAAUUGGGCUGGUGAGCAAACAAUAACAAUGCAGGUCAGACCUUCUCUGACUUGGUCCUGGGCAACCUGCAGGGACCCAUAGCUGCUGGCUGUUAGUAUGGCAAGGUGUUUUCACCAUCUUUCAUCUCUGGACUGUUUCUCCUCUUGUCUUUGUGGCUGGAGCAAAUGUGGUACCAUCUCACACUGUAGGAGACUCAUGCCAAAUGGCCUGAAUGAAGAAACAAUGCCUGUUAUUCAGAAACAGCAGGUCCUGAAGAAAGAUAUGCAAAACCAGCAGCUAAAGGAAGCUACGCAGGGGCAUGACAAACUUGCGCUGGAAAUCACCUCCCCUUAAGGCCCUGGAGGACCCUGAGUAUACUUGGUGUGUCCUUGGGCUAUUUGCCCCAAAAUAAAUUCUUGGAGAUUCCUGAGGAAAUGAACAGGAUUCUGCUCUCGCAACCUAGGAACUACAUUACCCAGAAGGCCACGCAAGGAAUGCCACCAGGUUGAGCCAAUGGGGGCUGAGAAAAGGCCGUUUCCUUUGUUUAUUUCUGUGGGCGGGACUAGUCCUCCAGGCGGGUUUUGUCUUCUGUCAGGUCUGUCUCAGGCGGUCAAGAGCGCCGAGAAGAAGGCAGGAGAGAGGUGUUCCCGCCUCACAGCCCAUGGGGGGAUCCUCCGGGGGUGCAGGAAGCUCGCGCACCGCACGCUCCGGGGCCGGACGGGCCCCGCUGUUCUCGCAGCGGCUGCCGCUCCCGCCCCGCUGCGCCCACGGAGGCCAAUGGCGGCGCCCGUGUGGAGGCGGGUGGCCGAGGUUGGCGUGACCUUUGAGGACAUUGCCCUGUACUUCUCCAGGGAGGAAUGGAGCCUCCUUGAUGAGGGUCAGAGGCAGCUGUAUCUGAAUGUGAUGCUGGAGAACUUUGAACUUGUAUCCUGGCUGGGUUGCUUUUGUGGAACAGAGACAGUGGAGGAACCAAUGGAAGAGAAGGUUUCUGUAAGAGGGUCACAGACAAUGAAUCCCACGGUAGCCUUGUCUUCCCAGAAGAGCCAUCCCUGUGAGAGUUGUGGGCCAGUCUUGGGAAACAUUUUCCACUUGAUUGAGGAGCAGGGAACCCAACUUGGACAGAUACUGUUGAGGUGUGGGUCAUGUGCAAAAUGGUCUUAUUUCAUUCCCAAAUUUCACCAGCAACAUGAGAAAGAGACUUUCAUUAGAAGUGUAAAAAGAAUUUCACUUAGAAACAUCUGCAGUCUCUAUACCUCCCAGAAUCAUUUCAUAUGUGGAGAGGUUGGGCAGGGUGUCCUUACUGGGUCAGAACAUCUCCACCUAAAGGCUACUCAGACCAGGCACAGUCCUAAUGCUAUUUUGACACAUGGGGUAACGUUUCAAAGGCGAAGAAAUUGUUACACCAGAAAAACCUGUGCAAAAGACAAAAGGUGCCUCCACACAUUUAUUCAGGAAAAGGAUCUCCAUGUUGGAAAUCAAUGUUUUGUAUACUCUGGUUGUGAAAAAUAUUUUACCAAAUUUUCUAGCUUGCAUUAUCAACAGCGACAAGACACUGGAGAAAGGCCAUAUCAGGGCAGUGAAUAUGGGAAAUCUUUUUGCAGUAGUAACAGCCUAAACGAUCACCAAGCUUUGCACACUGGAAAAAGGCCUUAUGAGCACCGUGAAUGUGGGAAAUCUUUACCUGAUAGCAGUAAGCUUCAUUGUCAUGAGAAGGUACUUUGUGGUAAUCGGAGAGUUCAUACAAGAGAAAAGCCUUAUAAAUGCAGUGAAUGUGGAAAGUCUUUUACAAGUAGCACUCGUCUCAAAUAUCAUCAGAGAGUUCACACAGGAGAAAAGCCUUAUCAAUGCAGUGAAUGUGGGAAAUGUUUUACCUAUAGUACUAACCUUCAUACUCAUCAGAGAGUUCACACUGCAGAAAAGCCUUAUAAAUGCGGUGAAUGUGGGAAAUCUUUUACCUGGAUGGCUAGCCUUCAUACUCAUCAGAGUGUUCACAAUGCAGAACAGCCUUAUAAAUGCAGUGAAUGUGGGAAAUCUUUUAUCACUCCCACUAAACUUCAUGAUCAUCAGAGAGUUCAUACAGGAGAAAAGCCUUAUAAAUGCGGUGAAUGUGAGAAAUCUUUUACCACUAACACCAAUCUUCGUAAGCAUCAGAGAGUUCAUACAGGAGAAAAACCUUAUAAAUGCAGUGACUGUGGAAUGUCUUUCACCUGGGGCACUGGUCUUCAUCGUCAUCAGAAAGUUCAUACAGGAGAAAAGCCUUGUCAAUUCAGUGAAUGUGGGAAUUCUUUUACCUAUAGUACUAACUGUUAUACUCACCAGAGAGUUCACACUGCAGAAAAGCCUUAUAAAUGCGGUGAAUGUGGUAAGUCUUUUACCUGGUUGGCUAGCCUUCGUACUCAUCAGAGAAUUCACAUUGGAGAACAGCCUCAUAAAUGCAGUGAAUGUGGGAAAUCUUUUAUCACUACCACUCAACUUCAUAAGCAUCAGAGAGUUCAUACGGGAGAAAAGCCUUAUAAAUGUAGUGAAUGUGGGAAAUCUUUUAUCACUACCACUCAACUUCAUGAUCAUCAGAGAGUUCAUACAGGAGAAAAGCCUUAUAAAUGCAUUAAAUGUGGAAAAUCUUUUCCCACUAACACCAAUCUUCGAAAGCAUCAGAGAGUUCAUACAGGAGAAAAGCCUUAUAAAUGCAGUGACUGUGGAAUGUCUUUUACCUGGAGCACUGGUCUUCGUCGCCAUCAGAAAGUUCAUACAGGAGAAAAGCCUUGUAAAUGCAGUGAAUGUGGGAAAUCUUUUACCUGCGGCACUACCCUUUGUACUCAUCAGAGAGUUCACAUUGGAGAACAGUCUUAUAAUUGCAGUGAAUGUGGGAAAUUUUUUACAAGUAGCAACAGUCUUCAGUAUCAUCAGAGAGCUCACAACAGAGAAAGCCUUUAUGAGUGCAAUUAA